Molecule: messenger RNA, 879 nt
Organism: Fraxinus pennsylvanica
Lineage: Eukaryota; Viridiplantae; Streptophyta; Magnoliopsida; Lamiales; Oleaceae
Source: the annotation of a GenBank genome assembly
AUGCAAGGAGAUAAAGUGGCAAAAAGAUCCUCUUUGGGAAACAUGAUGAGAAGGGGUCUUUCAGACGUUACUAAUUCUUUGCCACUGCCCAAGUCUAUAAUCAUUUCUGAAAAGUCACAGCCGGAUUCUGCUUCUGCUUCUGCUUCUGCUUCUGCUAAAGACUACAUCGAUAAUCUUAUCAAGGAAAAUAUGGCCAUGGUGAAGCUUAUUCAAGAGAAAAAUAAAAUUGUAGAAUUGACUGGAAUUGAGAUUCAGAAUUUGAGAGCCUGUCUUCAAAAGAUGCAGAUGCAGAACUGGAAUCUUGCUCAAUCAAAUAGUCAUAUGUCAGCGGAACUUAAUUUGGGUAAAGAAAGGUUAAAAGCGCUACAGCAUGAGAUUGGGUGUAAGGAAGCACUUCUUAGAACAAAGAAUCUUGAACUCAAGGAAGUAGUGAACAUUCAAAACAAUCAGUUGCAGGAACCUGAGGACAACAAAACUUGCAAUGCGAACCAGAGGCGUAACUCUAGAAGUCAAUCUUUGGGCCCUUUAACAAUAUGUCAACAAGCUACUCAAAAAGAGGCGGGGGAUAGCAAAAGACGCUGUCUAAGAAGACAAUCUGCUAUUUCUAGAAUCCAACAGCAGGAACCGAAUGAGAAUUUGUUUGAGAUAGAAGAUGUCAAGUUUCCAGUUGCAAUACCUGCAAAUAGUUCGGCUUGUGCAGACGGAUCAUCUCAAGUGUCUUCAUCUAAUAAAAAAGAAGAUUUUGACUAUGGUCAUGACUCUGAUUUCGAAACUCAGGAAUCACGAAGAACUUCUAUUACGAGACCAAUGCGAAGAGCGGUCGAAAAAGUUCAAUCCUACAAAGAAAGACCUGUUAACAUCAAAAUGAGGAGAACUUAA